This is a messenger RNA of Cuscuta campestris, 908 nucleotides long. NCBI's taxonomy places the organism in Eukaryota, Viridiplantae, Streptophyta, Magnoliopsida, Solanales, Convolvulaceae. The record is from the annotation of a GenBank genome assembly.
GAUGUAUAUAUAUGUCGUCAUCACAUUGGCAAAUUGGUCAGCAAGUCCCUUUAAAACCCAACUCUAUCCAUCCAGUCCCCCACCCCUCCCCAAAGAAAAAUCUCCAAGUGAACUUAUUACACACAAACACCUUCUCGAUCAUUUAAUACCCUACCCUAGAUAUUUACUUUCUUGACAUAUUUUUUUUUCUUUUAUGAACAAAAAAGGUGGCAUUUCCAUGGAGAGAUUUAUCAGUAGUAGUUCAAGUAAUAACAGCAGGAGAAGCAUGAAAGAGUUCAACAACAAUGGAGGUGAUUUCCUUGCUGGGUUUUCAUGGCCGCCAAGGUCCUACACUUGCAGCUUCUGCAGAAGGGAGUUCAGAUCUGCUCAAGCUUUGGGUGGCCACAUGAAUGUCCACCGCAGAGAUAGGGCCAGGCUGAGGCACUCCCCACCACCCCCACAGCUGGAGGGUCACUACCCUACAACUACUACAACAACAACUCCUUCAUCUUCCCCUCUUCUUCUCAACCUCAAUCUUGACCCCAUCCACACCACACCAACAAGCCCUAGCCCUAACCCUAACCCUAACCCUAGUUUCUCAACCACACUGCUGACGUCACUGCCCCCGUCGCCCCCGAGGACGAGAAGAUUCCCGGGUUUUGUCCAGUCUUUCGUCCCCUCGUCGUCUGGCGGCGAAGUGGUGGCCGGGAGGUGGAGCACGGUGGAGGGCAUCCCGGUCAACCGCCGCCACCACGUGGUGGCGGCGAACUAUAGGGUGAAAGGGUACAAGAGUGAGGUUGAGGUGGUGAUGCUGAAGAAGGCAGAGAUUGGUAAAGUGGACUUGAAAAUUGGGUUCAAAGAAGAUUUGGACUUGGAGCUUCGUCUUGGAUACACUUGAUUUUAUCAAUUAAUUAAUUACUUGGUAAUUA